This is a messenger RNA of Blumeria graminis f. sp. triticale, 384 nucleotides long. The record is from the annotation of a GenBank genome assembly. Lineage: Eukaryota; Fungi; Ascomycota; Leotiomycetes; Helotiales; Erysiphaceae.
UCUCAAGCAACACAAACCCCACCAACAACAACUUGCACGCUACUAAAUAAAAUAGGCUGCAGCCCAAGAGUCUCAUAUCUUACUCUAAAGUAUCAUAAUAGAGAGUAUGAACAGCGUGAUCCAAGCUGUUCACCAGCUCGUGAAGGACAACAACCAGAGCCGCAGUCAAGACUUUUCCGACCCGGUACUAGCUCAGUUUACCCUUCUGUGCCUCGUGAUGAGAAACCACCAGUCUUCCAAGAUUUUCGACAUGACCCUUAUACUGAUCUCCCUCCUUGCAACGAGCCAAACAAGAAACUUGAACCAUCAGCAGUUAUCAAUAAUUCUAAGCAUUGGAACAAGGAAAUUAAAUCUCGUGGCUUAAUGUUGUGCUGGCUCAAUUGA